AUGAAUGACAGCACCGAUCAGUGUCCCCUGAGCCCGAAAAGCGUGCGGUCCGUGGAAUCGAACCAGCCGUUCCCUCCACUUAGUCCUGACCUGGAAUCGAUCGACUAUAUCGAGGAGGAAGAUACCGAAUCACGCCAGGAUGAUGACGAUGACGAUGGCGAUGAUGAAGAGGUAGAGAAAACAGAGGGUGUUGAAGGCACAAAUGACGAGGAAGACGAAGAGAACGGUGAAGGGGAAGAAGAGGAAGAAGAAAGAGGCACAGAAGAGGCAGAGUUUCUCUCUCAAUAUUCCCCACGAGCGUCAGAGUCCGAGGAAGAAAGCUCCCAGGAGGAGGAUAACUUUGCCAUCGACCGACCGUUCCUACGGUCUACAAUCUCUUUACCCCAUGCCUUUGCGCCGCCGUUCUAUAAUCGACCUCCUACUCCUCUCCCGCCCUCGCCGUCUUUGACAUCACUACUUCGCCCAUCCUUCUCCGCAACCACAUCCCGCCCUACAACCCCCGAUAGCUCUGAUGUCGAAACACCAAACGAUACUGAAGCCGCGGUAGCGAAGUCUGCGCGCAAUGCAACGACAGUGCCGCGAGCCAGCCCAAAGGUCCCUACAUACGAAUAUUAUGGGUUCGUCCUAUAUCUAGCGUCGUCCAUUGCAUUCUUAAUGUAUUUGCUAUGGUCGUUUUUGCCAUCACCGUUCCUGCAUCAAUUGGGGAUUCACUACUAUCCCAACAGAUGGUGGUCCCUGGCCAUACCCUCCUUCCUUGUCAUGACACUUAUAUACAUAUACGUUGCCCUAGCAGCGUAUAACACCGGCUACCUCACCCUUCCAAUGAACAGUAUCGAGAACCUGGUCGAUGAUGCAGCGAAUAUCGCCGUGAUUGAUAGCAAAGGACGACGUCGACCGGGUGGUUCAGGCAAGAUGAACCCCGACUCUGCAACGGCGCAGAUCAUGGGCUCGCAGAAAAGGAUACCGUGGGACCAAGUCUGGAAUGAAGGGACUGAUGCCGUUAUGGACAUUCCCAUCGGUGGGGUGUGUGAGGUGCUUUAUGGUAGUGAUGACAUUAAUGACGGAAACAGGCAGUAUUCUUCGAGCCGGGCGGUUCAUUCAGAGGAGAAUUGA
This is a messenger RNA of Arthroderma uncinatum, 1113 nucleotides long. RefSeq names its product meiotically up-regulated 84 protein. Lineage: Eukaryota; Fungi; Ascomycota; Eurotiomycetes; Onygenales; Arthrodermataceae. The transcript has 2 exons. The record is from RefSeq and is a predicted model, not a curated record. The coding region runs from base 1 to 1113 and encodes 370 amino acids.